Messenger RNA from Pseudovirgaria hyperparasitica, 1063 nucleotides. Its product is annotated as Rrp15p-domain-containing protein. The coding region runs from base 79 to 882 and encodes 267 amino acids. The transcript has a single exon. Gene Ontology annotation, cellular component: preribosome, large subunit precursor. The record is from RefSeq and is a predicted model, not a curated record. Gene Ontology annotation, biological process: maturation of LSU-rRNA; maturation of 5.8S rRNA. NCBI's taxonomy places the organism in Eukaryota, Fungi, Ascomycota, Dothideomycetes, Acrospermales, Acrospermaceae.
AUUCAGGCAGCCUCCAAUUCAGUCUCUCAGUUCAUUUGUGUGAGCGCAUACUUAAUCUUCCAAAGCAAGUUCCACAAAAUGCCUUCAAAGGUCCAGAAACGACCACGACCCGGUGAAUCAAUGCGAGGUCAGCCGAAGAAAAAGAUUCGCGUCUCUCAAAAACAGAUCUCCAAAGAGCGGAGAGCAUACCACAGUUCUAGUGAGGAGGAAUCUGGGGCCGACCAAUCAGAGCAAGAGUUGGAUGUAGAGGUAUCAGAAACAGUCCCACAGGAUGGCUCGGAUAAUGAAGCUCGAGAUGGCUUUGACGCAGAGGAUCUAGAGGCUGCCAAUGCUUCAGAGGAAUCAGAAGCAGACUCAGAAGGUUCAGAGACCUCGACAACCUUCAACAAAUCAAAGAAGAAGCGACAGGACCCAGAGGUCUUCGCAAACUCUAUAUCAAGGAUUCUAAGCUCCAAAUUGUCGACGUCGAAACGUGCGGAUCCCGUGCUGUCACGAAGCAAGGAUGCCGCCACUGCAAUUAAAGAAAUGGCAGAAGGAAAGCUGGAAGCGAAGGCAAAGAACAAGAUGCGAGAAGAUAAAAGGGCAGCUUUGGAAAAGGGCCGUGUGAAAGAUGUGCUGGCCUUAGACAACGCUGACGAGUCUACAGCUCGUGUUGUUGAAGAGGAGAAGAAGUUGAAGAAAAUGGCGCAGAGGGGUGUGGUGAAACUCUUCAAUGCUGUUCGUGCUGCACAAGUCAAGGGCGAAGAAGCCGUGAGAGAGGCAAGAAAGGCAAAUGUGGUUGGUAUGGACAAGAGAGAUGAAAUGGCUUCAGAGAUGAGUAAGAAAAGUUUCCUCGACUUGAUCUCAAAGGGAGGCAAGAAGCUGUCUACGUCUAAGGCUUGAGCUUGAGCCCCGCCAUGAUUACAGCAGAAUGGAUCCGUCACGCGAAAAGGUUAUCUUAGUAUGCCCGCUUGCGACUUAUCAUCUCGCUGCUGCUGCUACAGGACGCCAGGUCUACAACUCCAGCCUUGGCCAGUAUAUCGAUUGUCUUGUCGAUAACCUUCUCAUCAACACCCUGGGUGUC